AUGGCCAGUACAAGUCUUUGUACUCAUGCGAUGGAAGGUAUGGACAAUAUGAAUAUCGAUGGAAGUGGUAUAGAUGGGGUUGGUGAGGACGUAAAUGCGACCAACACAGUUGAGAUGGACAAUGAUAUUUCUAUGGGAAUGGAUCAAUCCGCAUAUGCCGAGGGCGCAGAAUCGGCCAUGGCUUCUGCAAACAUAAACUAUGCACAUAACAUAGCACAACUAUCUUCUCAGCCUGGAACUUUCCAUCGAUCCAGCGACUUUCCAGCAGAAGUUCGCUGUACGAUAUGGAAAUAUCACGCAGAAGAUGAAGAAGACUUUGGAGAACCACACAGUCUCACCAUCAUCGCAAAGUAUACCGGCGAGAAUCCUAAGAAAAAUUCACGCUGUAAUUACGUUACGGAAUUGUUACAUCACAUGGAGCUUACCGACGAUCAAAACACUCGUUCCUUCCAAAAGAGUGUUAAAUUCCCAUGGACAGCACAACCCGCACCAUCGUACAAGAUUCCCGCUUCCCUAUACGUCAACAAAGAAGGUCAAUACGCUGGUCAAGAACUCUAUUCAAAGAGUCAUUUCCUGAUGUCUAUUCUCGAAACCGAGAAACCGGUCUAUUUUCGCGAGGACCUGGAUACACUUCAUUUUUCGGAUUGGUUCACUUUCAACACUUUCUGUGUACAAUUCGCAUUUGUGCAGACGGAUCAGACAUCCAUCCGACUUGCGAUGGAAGCAAACCGUCGCGUCAUAAUUCCCGAGGAUGAGGUAGAUAUCUCGUUACAUCUUCGAUGUGUCGUUUGCAGACAUAAUAAUCGGGGUUGGCAUCGUCCAAAUCCCUGUGUAAAAUGUCUAGACAUGAAUCCGAGACAACGUCUAGAUGAUUACAUCAAAAACGUUGCAAUUGGUACCGAAUCGUUUGGACUACCCGAGAAAAUCAAUGCCGAAAAAUUCGCAGUCAAACAGACUCAAAGAAUGCAAAAACUGCGAAUAAAAGCACUUCAAUACAUGGACUGGGGCUUUAAUAAGCUCGAUAGUUUGGUGUUGGGAAUGGAUAGUCAUUUGGUCUCGGAUACGCUACAUCAGAAAAGACCUAAAUGGGUGGAAGACCGCUGGAAGUUCAAAGAGGAUAUCAUGAGACACUUGACAUACAAGGCGUUUGAGGAGGUAGAAUUUUUGUCGAAGAAGGAAUUCAUAGAGAGGUUUGGAGAGAGGGAUCCUCGGAUUGAGCUUGGCUGGUAA
Messenger RNA from Botrytis fragariae, 1230 nucleotides. RefSeq lists its product as uncharacterized. The record is from RefSeq and is a predicted model, not a curated record. Bases 1 to 1230 code for a protein of 409 amino acids. NCBI's taxonomy places the organism in Eukaryota, Fungi, Ascomycota, Leotiomycetes, Helotiales, Sclerotiniaceae. The transcript has 2 exons.